This is a messenger RNA of Schistosoma bovis, 976 nucleotides long. Lineage: Eukaryota; Metazoa; Platyhelminthes; Trematoda; Strigeidida; Schistosomatidae. The record is from the annotation of a GenBank genome assembly.
UUUGGCGCCACUGUGUCAAACAUGUCUUCAGGUUUCCAAGGAAAAUGUCGGAAGUUAUAUAUCGGUGGUUUAGUAGAAAAUGUCCUCAAAGACGACUUAGUCCGCGAGUUGUCUAAGUGUGGUGAAGUAGUUGAUGUGUGGGUUGCCAGAAACCCACCAGGAUUCGCGUUCGCUGAAUAUGUAAAGUCAUCGGAUGCCGAGAAAGCAGUAAGAUCUCUUAAUGGUAUCAACGUUUGUGGCUCAAGAAUCAGAGUCGAGUUCGCGCACGGUGGUCGUACUAAAAGCGGUAAGCACUGUUUUAAACGUAUUCGAAAGAUGGACUACGAAUUACUUGUACAACGUAACACGGCUUCGUCUUCAUUUAAAUUCAGCUAUCGGGUCAGCUUUUCAUGGUGGUCGGUCAAGUGGCAGGGGCUCAUUUAGGCGUCGAAGUUCUCCUCGUCACAGUAAUAGGGAUUCGUCAUACAACGGUCACCGUCAUGCUGAUUACGAUCAAUUUUCUUCCUUUCACUCUUCAGAAAUAGCCAGCGCUGUUACUGCGUCGGGCUACCCCUACGGGGUAUCAGGCUAUCAGUCCGUGCUGCCAUUUCUCCCAUCUACGGAAUUCAUACGAUCCCUACAAAGUCAGUCACGUCGUCGGUCAUCUCCUGGGAGAAUCCAGUUUCCAGUGAACCAAAGAGGACAUUCUCCAAUAUCACGACGAAGGAGUCGAAGUCCACUAGGUGUUCCAGUGGGAAGACCACGAGGUCGAAGCCCGUUGGAAUAUAACGGUAGGAGUAUGAGUCGCCACCUCGACAUGCGCGGCCGUGGAGGCUACAGUGACUUUUCACGCUCUCGAAUACCCAGGGGGCCUCGCACAACCUAUUCACCGCCUUUCGUUAGAGAAAUAAAUGGUAGACAUGAUGAAUCACGUGGACGAAGGGGUCGAGACGAUCGUCGCCGACGUUGAAAAAUGCUACUGGAUUCCAAGACAAAA